Odocoileus virginianus texanus is the source of this 9977-nucleotide messenger RNA. The record is from RefSeq and is a predicted model, not a curated record. Lineage: Eukaryota; Metazoa; Chordata; Mammalia; Artiodactyla; Cervidae.
CCACCCUUACCUCCUUGUAAACUUCCAAAGUCUGUGGUCAUAAGAAACCUGCCAGCAGUAACUGAGGACCUUCCUUCCUUGUCCACGAAUAAAUCCCGGAAAUAAAGGAGAACUUUCAGGAAUAACAAGCGGUAGAUAUCCUACUGGACCUCUGGGUGCCGCUGUCGGCCAAUCCGUGGCUGGAGUGAAACAAAGGGAUCCACUAGCGAUUCUGACGCAGCGAUGUCCGCAGACCUUUGAGAAAUGCACCAGGAGCAGACUCUGCACAUCAUCUCUCCCGCAAUCUGCUCCAGAUAUCUGGGUCUAGAAGGUGAGAAAGAGCCGCUGCCUUUUCUUUCCAGCGUACUUUGGUAAUCCGAGGAGCAGCUGUAGUGAGGUGUAUUCAGACCUACAAAGCAGCAUCAAGAAGAAAUGAAGUCUCCCUACAGGGAAGACGCGGGAGCGAAGGAAGGGCUCUUUCCUUUCUCGAUGUCUUUGUUCAACCUAGUGAACUGCUCAACAGAGGCACUGUGAGAUUCCUUCCGUAAACGUAGCCAAGGAUUUAAAAGUGGGGAUUCGCACCGAAGAUCUACUUCUCGGUGACCAGAGCCAUGGGUGAUCUCUGCGGACCUAGAUGACACCCUUAAGGUAGAGUUCUCCUGCACUUUUCACAGUCUCACCAGGCAUACAGAAUAUAUUCCAUAAUGAUGGCACUGUCUUUGAUUUUGAAGAGUGACAGUUACAUCACAGCAUAGAAGAGAAGACUGGGGACAGUUAAGGGCCUUUUUCACAAUCCUGGUUGAAAUGGAGUUGAGAACUAUAAUGCAGUGCAGGUGACUUUCAGCUGAAUGUUUAGUCCUUUUAGAGAAAAGAAUUAUAGUUGAUGUAAUCAAAACAACAGGACUCAGAGACUUGCUUGAAGAGAGCAGUGAAAGAUAUUGUAGAGAGUAAUAAACAGAGUGCCAAACAAUUCACCAGUAAGAAUUAGUAAUUCUUUGUAAACCACUGGCAGAUGAAGUUCUGAACUGGGGGCUGACUUGGAAUUAUAAGGUAACUGACAAGGACAAGCUGUCCCUCUCCUCCCACACAAGCAUCAGCCUGAAUAUAACCCACGUCAGCAAAAACGCUCUAGUUUUCCAACAGGUCUACUGUAUGGUCCAGGAGACUGAGAGCACUCACCCAGCGCCCCACCCAUUGCACACUUUAGUGCUUCCAAUUCAAAUUUGGUGCCCUAGGUGCAUCCUGUUUUUCCUGACCAGUGACCUGGUGCUGUUGUCUGACAUGUCAGUGAGUGUAGAGCACAAUGGUGUUCACUGCAGCCUACCUUUGAGCUGACACUGCGCCCCCUGACCAGGGCUCAGUGACAUCCUGAGUAAGCCUGUAAUAAUGGACUACCACUGCCAAAACUUCAAGAACACUCGCUAUGCUGGGAGUUGCACCUGGAAGUUGUGUCCCUCUUCAGUGGGGCACUGCUUACUGUGCAGCCCGACUGCCUGGUCGCCAAGAUGGCCACUGACUGGGGCACAACACCUGACUGUCCUGUCAGGUGCUUCAGACCGCCUGAUCCGACUCUUCAACCUGAGGAUGCCCACGAGUGAGAUGCCCACUGGGGCACUAUGGAUGACAGGGAUGUUGCUCUUGGGGACUUGCUGGUCACUGUGCUCCAUGACAAUAUUCGUCACACUGCCGCUGGUCUUUGCAGGAGCUGUGGACAGACUUCUGUGACCACCCAGCACCCCCUACCAGAGCUGCAGUUUUACCUGGUUAUGGCCUUUUGGCCUUGAUCUCCAUGCUCUUCUUCCUACAGUGACUCUGGCCAUAGCCUAGUACCUGCACUGCUCUUCCAGCCCUGCUUUCAGCCUGGUCCAAACCUGGAUUUGGAGUUGCUCCCACUUUAGCAGGAGAGAUUUGCCCUAUUCCUACUGUCAAUAUACAGCUUGGCUUCAGAUCUUGCGAUCUUAAUUUCUUCAAAUUAACUCGGAAACCUUUUAACUGGAUUGUUUCUGUAGUACCAUCAGUGAAGCCUUAAAUAUUACGUUGGAUUCAAAUGUAUAUGUGUGAAUUUUAACACUUUUGUUUCAUAAAUAUCCUGCUGUAAGCAGUUCUGCUUACUUUUGUUGUCUUUAGGGGUGUGGGGAGCUCUACAAAUUCACUUGCUAGUUUCUAUGUAUAUUUUGAUUUGUUUCAUUAGCCAGAAAAUUCCUUUGGGCAAAAUUUUGUGCCUAUUAAUGUAUGGUCUGAGAAAUUAUGUUUCCUGCUGAAGAGUUCUUUUUUUGAAAUAUUGAAGGAAGUUCAUGGCAUCUUUAAGUUUCUGCUCUUGGGCUCCAUUAUACUUGUCUUUGAGAAGUGGAAAAGUGUAGAUUUGGUUAUAUAAGAACAUAGAUUCUCUCUCCCAAGAACUAUUCUGGCCUUUGUUUCCUUUCUUUCAUCAUUUUCCAGACCCUUCUCAGUCACAGUGUCCAUGGGUUGGCUGCCAAUAUCUGCCCAAUUUGUUCCUGAAAAAUGUCAGCCUCUAGAAUGCAGAGUUCAUUCUUUCUUAACUUUUGUGUAAGUUUAAAUAAAUGACACUAAGUCUGAGACAUUUUAGUUAGUAACCAUUUACUAAUUUUGCAAUGAGUAAAAGAAGGAAGGCAGUAUAGUUUUAAAAUCUUGCUAUUUUAGAAAACCAACUUCUUUUGGAGAAUGUAUUAAGUGUGGAUGUAGGAAAAUACAUGUUAUUCUAAUACAGACUAUCUAAAAAUAAAGAUGUGGUAUUUUUAUUUUCAGUUUUGAAAAAUAAUAUCACUGCCUCUUGUCUCUCUUAAAGUCUAAAUUAGAUAUUCCUGUGACAUUUUUCCAAUGAAAUGUCAAGAACCCAGUGUUUUUUGUUUGGUUAGGUUUGGUUUUUUGGCCACAACUCUUAGUGCCUGGACCAGGGAUCGAAUCCAUGACCCUUGCAGAGGAAGCACAGAGUGUUAAUCACUGGACUGCCAGGGAAGUGCCAGCCCAGUGUUACUUUAUUCAAAAUAAAUUACUUUCAGCUGAUUUAAAGGUCUUUUUAAUGUCCAUAUUAAAGGUCUUUUUAAAUCCACAUAAUACAUAGAUACUACAAUAAAAGAAAAAUAGGAUGGAGUAAAAAAUAUGUCCUUCAAAACUCCCAAGAUUUCUGCUAAAUAUUCAGAGCACAACAUAUAGGAUAUAGGACAGUCCAAUGUAUUAAAGUCUUGCUUACACUCUGAAAAUUUAUUUUUCCUUUUAGUUUUUUUUUUUUCAUCCUCUAGUCAAAGGGCAGUUACUCUUCUCUAUGGCCUGUGAAAUGACCAGGUGGUCAACAUACACUCCAGAGGUAGAGGGAUGAUUAGUCUACUUUGUGUUAUUUCCUGAAUAGCAAACAGGGAAUGCUUGGGAAUUCUCAGGUAAUUUGGGAAUACUACUGGAGUAUCCAACAGAGCUUGGAUUCUACUGUAUGUUACAAUUUAGCAAAAAGUAGAUGUAAGUAAUUAAUGAACAUAGUAGUUUCUCCUUUUCAUAGUGUUAAUAUCUUAGCGAGUUUCUUGACAAUAAACUAAGACUUAAGGAAACAUAGAUCAGCUGAAUAAGAGAAAGUUCAAGUAUUAUCUAGGAGUGCAGUAACUGGUUAGGACUCUGGGUGCCGCUGUUCACCAGUCUGGAAGAUGAAGGCAGCACACAGACACCCAGGGUGGGAGGGGGACUUCUUAGAACCACCAUCACUGCCGGAUUGAAAAGUCUCUCUGAAGCUGCCCUGAUCAUACUUCUGGACCACUUUCUGCUCUGAAUUCUCAAAAUUGCUCAAAAUUCUAAAUUUUGUUAAUUUAGACUCAGAGAGCAGGGAAACAAUACUCUUGGUGCCGGACUGAGAGAAUACGAAGCAAGAGAGCAAUGGCGAUUCGAGUGAAGGUGCUCGGCUGCCGCAGGCUGGUCCUACUGUUCCUUUUUCUGGGGCUGUUGUUGGAAGCCCAGGCUGGGAAGAUCCGCUACUCGGUGUCAGAAGAGACAGACAAAGGUUUCUUUGUGGGCAACAUCGCCAAGGAUCUGGGGCUACAACCCCAGGAGCUGAUGGAGCGCGGAGUCCGAAUCGUCUCCAGAGGUAGGAAGCAGCUCUUUGCUCUGAACCCGCGAAGCGGCAGCUUGGUCACCGCGGGCAGGAUAGACCGGGAAGAGCUCUGCGCUCAGAGCGCGCGGUGUCUGGUGAGUUUUAGCGUCUUAGUAGAGGAUAAAAUGAAGCUUUUCCCUGUUGAAGUGGAAAUAAUUGAUAUUAAUGACAACACUCCCGAAUUCCAGUUAGAAGAAGUGGAAUUUAAAAUGAAUGAAAUAACUGCUCCAGGUACCAGGAUCCCCCUGCCUUCUGGGCAAGACCUUGAUGUGGGUAUGAAUUCGCUCCAGAGCUAUCAGCUCAGCUCCAACCCUCAUUUCUCCCUGGAUGCUCUACAGGGAUCUGAUGGGUCCCAACAGCCGGAGAUGGUGCUGCAGAGUCCCCUAGACAGGGAAGAAGAAGCUGUCCAUCACUUCCUCCUCACUGCUUUUGAUGGGGGCAACCCAGCCCGUUCAGGAACCCUCCGAAUUCGAGUUCAGGUGGUGGAUGUAAAUGACAACCCUCCAGCGUUUACACAAGCAGUGUACCACACGAGUGUACCUGAGAACGUGCCUCUGGGCACUCGACUGCUCAUGGUAAAAGCCAUGGACCCAGAUGAAGGUGCCAAUGGGGAAGUAACAUAUUCGUUUCAUAAUAUAGACCACAAAAUGGCACAAAUAUUUCACUUGGAUUCUUACACGGGAGAAAUAUCAAGUCAAGAACCUCUGGAUUUUGAACAAUACACAGUUUAUCCAAUGGAAAUUCAAGCUCAGGAUGGUGCAGGCCUCAUGGCCAGAGCUAAGGUGCUGGUCAAAGUUCUGGACAUAAAUGAUAAUGCCCCAGAGGUAACCAUCACCUCUGUCACCACUUCAGUCCCAGAAAACUUUCUUCCUGGGGCCAUAAUUGCUCUUAUCAGUGUGCAUGAUCAGGACUCUGGAGACAAUGGUCAAACUUCAUGUUCCAUUUCUGGAAAUCUACCCUUUAAAUUAGAAAAGUUAGAUGAUAAUUAUUACCGUUUGGUGACAGAAAAAACAAUGGAUAGAGAACUUACCUCCCAGUACAAUAUUACAAUAACAGCCACAGAUCAGGGAACUCCGACUCUAUCUACUGAAACGCACAUUUCACUUCAAGUGACAGAUAUCAACGACAACCCCCCUGUCUUCCCCAAGGACUUCUACUCCACCUACAUUCUAGAAAACAACCCCAGAGGUGCCUCCAUUUUCUGCGUGACAGCCCAUGAUGCUGACAGUAAUGAGAAUGCACAGGUCACAUAUUCCCUGCUGGAGGACACCAUCCAAGGAGUGCCUCUAUCCUCCUAUGUCUCCAUCAACUCAGACACUGGAGUCCUAUAUGCCUUGCGAUCGUUUGACUAUGAGCAGUUCCAGGACCUGCAGUUGAGAUUGAUGGCUCGUGACAGCGGGGACCCACCACUCGGCAGCAAUGUGUCUUUGAGCAUAUUUGUGCUGGACCAGAACGACAACACACCCGAAAUCCUGUAUCCUGCACUCCCCACAGAUGGUUCCACCGGUGUGGAGCUGGCACCCCGCUCUGCAGAACCAGGCUACCUGGUUACCAAGGUGGUGGCAGUGGACAAAGACUCCGGACAGAACGCCUGGCUAUCUUACCGCCUACUCAAGGCCAGCGAGCCAGGACUCUUCUCGGUGGGGCUGCACACUGGCGAGGUGCGCACAGCGCGGGCCCUGCUGGACAGAGACGCGCUCAAGCAGAGCCUGGUGGUGGCGGUCCAGGAUCACGGCCAGCCCCCUCUGUCGGCCACCAUCACAUUCACUGUGGCUGUUGCUGACAGCAUUCCAGAAGUGCUGGCCGACUUGGACAGCAUUGAAACUUCCUCCCACCGGGACAACUCCAGCUUCACGUUGCACUUGGUAGUGGCUGUGGCCGCAGUCUCCUGCGUCUUCCUCGCUUUUGUCAUCGCGUUGCUGGCGCUCAGAUUGCGACGCUGGCACAGACUGCGUGCGCAGACGUCAGCAAGUGUAUUGGCAGGCUUGCCCACCUCUCACUUUGUGGGCCUGGACGGGGUGCGGGCCUUCCUGCAGACCUAUUCGCACGAGGUCUCGCUCACCGCGGACUCUCGGGGGAGUCACGUGAUCUUCCCGCAGCCGAACUACGCGGACACGCUCAUCAGUCAGGAGAGCGGUGAAAAAAAAGAUUUCUUGUCAGUACCUCAGUCUUUACUUGAAGAUAAAAAGGAAACAUUUUCUCAGAUCCUGGGAAAUCAUUAUUAAGUGUUUCUAUCCAAGUAUAUUUAUAAUUGUUCUUUCAUUGAAAAGGAGAUCGUAAUUAAUCAUAAUGUAGUUGGUUGGGACAGAGUUGUGGAAAGAGCAUUGCAUCAGAAACAAGGAGAUUUGGCUUUUAAUGUUUUCUUGCUUGCUUCUGGCCAAGUAAUUUUUUCUUUACCAUGCUCUUAUCUGACAAUGAUUGAGUUUGACUAGGUCUACAAAUAUUUAUGUGACUGAUUCUGUUUUUGGAUAUCCUUAGAUUAUAAAUAUCUCCUCAUCUACUCCUAAAUUUAACGUAUCUGUCAUCUGUUGGGGUGCUGUCUUAUUUGGGAAUAUUUUAAGAGGUAAAGAUUGUCUAAAGUAGUAUUUUAAGUUGUAUUAACAUAAAAUUAUGGAAAUCUAGGUAAGCUGAAAAUUUAAACUAUUGUUGAAUAUCUUAGCCCUUUGUUUAGCGGGGUUUUUUUUAAUAUGUUUUAUGCACACUCAAGAAUAUACCAAAUGUUUAAGUAAGUUACAAAAUGAAGUAAUAAAAUAGAUGACAGAAAAUUUCCUGUGCAACGUGAGAAAUAGUUUGAAGCCUCCUGACUUGUAUAUUAUGCCUGUAAUGUAAACAACUAACAAAAAUCAAAUAUAUAUUUCACUUUAAUGUAUUAGCUCUUCACAAGAAAUGCAUCAUAAGUAAGUUCAUCCUUUAAAAUACUCUGUUCCACUAAAUUAAAGAUAUACAUAUAAUAUAAAAUGAAAAAAGCAUAAUAAGGCACAAAUAAAAAUAAAUAUCUAAAUGGACCAAAGAUGGACAGAAAGUGGUGAGCCAGGCUAACACUAAAGUGGGAAUUCUGGUCUUGGACUUACCUUGAUCGGACAAAUCUGUAUACAAUGUUAUACACAACAAAUAUAGAAUAACCACUUUUAUAUGAAAAUAUGGAGACUCUACAACAAUUUAAUACAUAAUCAUCACAUGCACAAAAAACAGCAGAGAAAAUUUCAAAGUACCAAUAAUAUACAUGCUUUAUAACAUAUGCUUAAAUUAUAAAUUGGGUGGUGGGGGAUAGGGGAGAGGUAUUAAUAAUAAAAAGGUACAGACCUUGCAUUGUAAGAUGAAUAAGGCCGUAGGACCCAAUAUAUAGAGUGGAGACUAUAGUUGAUAACAUUAUAUUGUAUAAUAGAAAUUUGCUAAGAGUGUAAUUUAAUUCUCUCUCACACAUACACAAAGGUAAGUAUGUGAAGUGAUGAAUGUAUUAUUAGCUCAGGAGGAGGAAUCCUUUCACAGUGUAUAUAUAGCAAAUCAUCAUGUUGUACACUUUAAGUAUCUUAAAAUUUUAUUUAAAAUUAUAAAGCUGGAAAAAAUCACAAAGCAAAUACUUUAAAAGAAAACAAAAUGAGCAUUUAAAUCUAUACCACUAAACUACUAUUGGAUUUUAAAAAUCACAAUGGAAAUAAAAACUCAAAAAUUAAAAUAUUAUUUAAAAUUGUGGAAUGCCUCUAAAAGAUAUUUAGGGUUACAUUUAUAGACAACCAUAAGAAUUUCAAAAAGCAAAUUAUUAAAAUUAAUGAAGUUAGCUCGACAAUCAAGAAAUAAAGCAAGAAAUAUAUAAUAUCACUAUAAAGAAAAAAACAGGAAAGGGAAGCAGAGUAUAAAUUAUUGAAAUGCAAACCAGGAAGAAUUCUGAUGGUGAAGCAAUAGAAGCUGACACUAAUGGGGAGAAAUUGAAUCUUCUGUCAAGUCAAGUGCUGGGACUAAUAUUGGCUAGGUAGAUAGCAGGAGUAAAAUUCAUUUUAGAGAUCUUAAAAGAAGACCCAAAAUUCUGAUUAUAGACAAAGACCUGGGAAAAGAGAAGGAAAACCAAGUGAGACUGGGAAAAAAUAAAACAGCUUAAUACUAAGCAAGAAGUAUGAGUGGGAAAUAAUAUACUGUGUAAAACCAAACCUUGUCAAAGACAAAGAAACAGAAAAAUCUUUAGAGAAACUGCAAAUAAGGGAUGUCAAGUGGUUACUUAAUGAGACUCAAAAGUAUCAAAAGAGUGUUGAAGAAAGUUUUAGGAUACAAACCAGAGGUUCUACUAGAAAACAUGGUGAGUUGAUAAGAAUUGUUUCCAAUAAAUAUUUCAUCAGUGUUCUCAGAGGAAUGGAUUGAAAAUGAAGAAACAGGGAAGAACUCAAAAGGCAAAAAGACUGAAAUGAAACCAGAAGUGUGCCAUCUUGCUAAAGAAUUGAUUCAAAGUCCUAUCUACUAUAUUUAAUAUUUAUGGCUUGUGACUAAAUUGGGUUUAUUACUUAUGGAUGCAAGAAUAUUUCAGUAUAAGAAAAUCUAAUAUAAAACUUCAUAUGAAAAGAUUAAAGAUAAAAGCUGUUCAUGUCAAUAGAGGCAUAAUAAAGGUCUUGAGAACAUUCAACACAUGAUUAAAAUCUUUUCACAAAGUGAAAACUGAAGGAAAUGUACUUAAACUGACAAAGAAUAUUUGUCAAAAAGUUAUAGAACUAUCCAAAAAAAAAAACCUUAUAGAACUAUCCAAAGCAAUCUACAGAUUCAAUUCAGUGGCUAUCAAAGUCCCAGUGCCUUUUUUAUAAGUAGAAAAAAGUCUAUCCUAAAAUUCACAUGGGGUAUCAAGGGACCUCAGAUAGCCAAAACAGUCUUGGAAGAACAAACCACCUUCAGUUUCCUUCAUGUUUAUGCUGCUUCUCACUCCAAGCAUUUGUACUAAGGUUCUAGAACAUUACUCCAGCCUCUUUCUUGAUUCAGUCAUACCCUUUAGGAUCCAGGUUCAGUCCUGUUCUGAAAAGUAUUUUCUGACCACCACCCCCCCCCCCAGGUUGAAUAUCUUUCCUAUGUAUUCUCCCAUUGCCCAGGGUUUCCAACCAUCAUAGCAUUUGUUAUACUCUAUUAAAAUACUAGGUUUACUGUGUCCUCCCUUAUCAUGUAAAUUCCCUUAAGAACUGGACUGUGUCCAUCAGGUGCACCAGUUCUGUGUACAGCAUCAGUCAGGCAAAGUGUCAGGCAAAGGUUAGUCACUCAAUUAAGUGUCUGAUAACUCAAUAAUUUAAAUACAGAUUUUGGAAAAAAUACAGGUUUUGAAGUUCAGUACUAAGCCAUUAAGCACAUAAAUUUAAAAUAUAUAACAUUAGAAUAUAAUGUAGCUAAUGUUUUUAGAUUAAUCUUACUUUCUCCCAAUAUGGAAUAAGAGGUUGAAGAUGUUUAGCUUAAGGGUAGAGGCUACUUUGAUUAGUGCCUCCAAAGUUCAACAGUGCUUUCCUUGCUACUAUCAAGAUCACAUUCAUUCACAUCAUUCUUAUUCAUUCUGAGAAAAAAAAAAAGACUCUUGACUUGAAAGAGCAGUCUCUCAGGUACCUUAAAACUGUAAAAUUCUUCAAAGCAUCUUGAAAGUGACAGGAGUAACACGAAGUAACUGGAUUUGCCUGGGAAAAUGCAGAAAUUACUUAGGCCUCAGGGCGUCGCUGUUGACUACCUAAGAAAUAAGCCUAUGAGACCUCCAAUCCAACAUUACGAUUUCCAUAACACAAAGAGCUGGGCAUUUGGCCCGCAAGGUUCGGGGCGGCAAAGAAAUUCAGUCCAACAGCCCACUAGUUCUCUCCACAGUGACCUGGGUCCCGUGAAUGCUGGUCACUUCAGACCCUGAGGAAUAAAGAUUGGAAUCCCAAGCUGGAGGCUGGAAGUUGCCUGGGAGAAA